Molecule: messenger RNA, 543 nt
Organism: Telopea speciosissima
Lineage: Eukaryota; Viridiplantae; Streptophyta; Magnoliopsida; Proteales; Proteaceae
Product: proliferating cell nuclear antigen-like
Exons: 4
Coding region: 1-543 (180 amino acids)
Biological process (GO): leading strand elongation; translesion synthesis; regulation of DNA replication
Cellular component (GO): PCNA complex
Molecular function (GO): DNA polymerase processivity factor activity; DNA binding
Source: RefSeq, a predicted model, not a curated record
AUGGAGUGUGUUUUUAAGGACUCGAAGAGGUGUGGUGCGCAAAGAAGAAAUUCGAAGAUAUUGGAAUUAAGGCUUGUGCAGGGGAGUCUGUUUAAGAAGGUGCUGGAAGCGAUCAAGGACCUGGUGACUGAUGCUAACUUUGACUGCUCGGCCACCAGUUUCACACUCCAGGGCAUGGAUUCCAGCCACGUUGCUCUAAGAGCUCUCCUCCUAAGAUCUGAGGGCUUCUACCUCUACUGUUGCGACCGGAAUCUGUCCAUGGGCAUGAACCUCAACAACAUGUCCAAUAUGCUCAAGUGUGCCGGAAAUGAAGAUAUCAUUACUCUUCAGGCCGAUGAUGGCAGUGACACUAUUACUUUCAUGUUUAAAAGCCCAAAUCAAGAUAAGAUUGCAGGUUAUGAGAUGAAGCUAAUAGACAUAGACAGUGAGCAUCUUGGAAACCCCGAAGCGGAGUACCAAGCCAUUGUCUGUAUGCCUUCAUCUGAGUUCAUCAUGGAUUUCUUAUGGCUUCACGUUCUUGCAGAGAGGAAUACUAUAGGAUAA